AUGAGCCGCUGGAGGGAGCUCCUCUGGCCGGACGACGCCUGCGUCGAGAUCAGCCUCGACGACGCCAGCGACGCCGCGGAGGUGCGCGAACGCAUCGUCUGCCGGACCUGCCGGCGCGAGGUGGAGCCCCGGACCAUCGCGGGCGUCGAGGCCCACAACGAGCUGGCCUGCCCGGGGCGCGACGAGAUCUUCGCGGAGCACAUGCUGCGGGUCGCGGAGGAGGCGCGGCCCGAGGACGCGCUCGCCGGAGAACGGCUGCAGAUCGGCAAGCAACCCUCGACGCUCGUCACGACCGCCCGCGCCGUCGACCGCGCCCUCGAGAAUGCGGCGGAGCGCCUCUUCUCGCCGACGGAAUCGUUCCGCGGCAAGCGCGCGCGGAGCGCGCGCGCGACGGUGCGCCUCGAGAGCGGCCGUUCGGAGACGCUCCUGCUCGCGCUCUGGCCGGGGGGCGAGGGCGCGCCCUUCCGCUUCCUGGAAAAGGACGAGGCCGCGGCCCUCGACGCCGCGUUGCUCAAACACGACGAGACGGACGCCGAGCGCUUGCGACAGAAGGCGGAGGCGGAGCGCGAGCGCGCGGCGUCGGCGGACGCGCGCGCCGCGGCCGAAGCGUCGAAGAGCUCGGCGGCCGAGAGCCGCGCGCGGUCGUUGACCUCGGAACUCGAGGCCAUCCGCCUCUGCGACAUGGACGACAGCGGCACGACCGCGAGCUUCGCGGAAGAGGACGAGCUCUACCGCCUCGCGGAGCAGCGCGGCCUCGAGACGCUGAGCGCCGCGCGCGCCGAGGCCUGGCAGGCCAAGGCCGAGGCCUGCCGGUGCCGCCUCUGCGGCGGCGCGGCGCCGGCGAAGCUGCCGCCGCGGCCGCGCUGCCUCGCCGUCGACGCGCCGGCGGCGCCGACGGCGCCGUCGACGCAGGAGGAGCGCGAGCCGUCGGACAGCGAGAGCGCGUCGGACGCGUCCGACGGCGGCGGCGACGCGUCCGACGGCGACGACGACGCGGCCUGGGCGCGGAAGACGACGCUCGUCGCGGAGCACCAGGAGCUCUGCGCCGAGGCCCUCGUCUGGCGCGGCGUGCCGCGACGACGCCGGCGGCGCGAGUGGGCGGCGCUCAGCGGCGCGGCCGCGCGCGCGGCGCGCGCCGGCUGCGCGCGGCGCGACGGGUCGCUCGCGCCGCCCGCGCGGCUCCUGGCGCCCCUGGGCGACCUGGAGGCCGCCGUGCCGGCGAGCGUCGCCGCGGACGUCGCCCUCGACUGCGGCCGCGGCGGCGCGCGGUCCGGGCGCGCGCGGCGCGUCGUCCGGCGCGUGCUGCUCGCGGUCGCGGCGGCCGCGCCGGCGACGGGCUACUGCCAGGGCCUCAACGUCGUCUGCGCGACGCUCCUCGACGGCGUCGGCGCCGGCGCGGCGCCGUCGGCCGACGACGAGGCGCUGGCCUACUGGCUGCUGCUCGCGCUCGUCGAGGACUGUGUCGAGGACCGGUGCGCCGGGUGGUGGGCCGGCGACCUGGGCCUCGUGUCGCGCGACGUCGCGGACGUCGCCGCGCGCUGCGGCGGCUGGGCGACGAACGACGCGGCGCGCCGGCCCUUCAGGGCCGCCGCGGACCUCGCCGCGGCGCUCGACGGCACGCUCGACCUGCUGCUGUCGCAGUGGGCUUUGACGCUCUUCGGCCACAACGGCCACAAGAGCUCGCCGCGCGGCGCCAAGCUGCUGGCGUUGGACCUGGCGCUCUGCGCGCCGGGCAACGGGAAGGCCGCCGUCCUGUCGCUGGCGCUCGCCGCGCUCGGCGAGGCGGCGCGGCGGCGCCCGGAGGACGUCGUCGCCGUCACGGCGGGCGCCGCGGCCGCGUUCGCCGGCCUCGCCGCGGGCGGCGACGCGCGAAGGACCCUCCUCGAGGCGGCCCACGGCGUCGCGGCGACGUCCUUCUUCGAGGGCCGCUGCGGCGUCGCGGACGCGCCGCUGCCGCCGGGCGCGGCGUUCGCGUCGAACGCGGCGCUCUGGCUCGAGGCGUCGCGGCGCGUGUCCGCGACGUCCAUCGAGGCGCUGGAGCGCCACGUGCGCGCCCACGCGCCGGCGCUCUGCGCGGACUCGGAGCGGAGGCGCGACGCGGCGCAGCGCGCCGUGCGGUCCGCGCAGCUGUCGCCGCUCGCGGUGUUCUGCGGCCGCGCGGCGCCGCGGCUCGCGGCGCGCGUCCUCGGCCCGCCGGCGGACGCCGCCGUCGACGGCGACGUCGUCUACGAGUGGGGCGAGGGCGACGGUUUUGAUCAAACCACGCGCGCGCGCCGGUCCUGCCGCGCGCCGCUCCGGCGGCUCCGGCUCGGCGUGACGUCCGACGCGUCCGGGCUCCUCGCGGAGCGCGCGGACGCGGCCUUCGUCGUCGUGGAUCUGGCGGACGCGGGCGCGCCGCCGGCGACGCAGCGGCCCGUCGUGUUCAUCGCCGGCGGCGUCGCGGCGGCGGCGGGGUGGCGCGGCGUCAUGCGGGCCGCGGGCGUCUUCCUCCGCCGCGCGGCGGGGAGCUGGGCGUCGCGGCCGGACUUUUACGUCGUCGGGCCCCUGGAGGACGCCGUCGUCGACGCGCUGCGCGCGCGCGACGACGGCGCGGCGAUGCUGCGGGAUCUCCGGCGCGACGAGCGGCGGCUCCUCCGCGCGCUCGCGGGCCUGCCGUCCGCGCGCGCGCUCCGGGCCGUCGAGGCGCUCGUCGCCCGGGCCACGGCGGCGCGGGCGAGCGCCGUGGCGUUGGAGGCCCUCGCGGCGGCGCCCCACUGGACGCGGAGCUGGUGGUCCCGCGCGCUCCCGAGGCCGACGGAAACGGCCGUCGAGGCCGACGUCCGUUCGGCGCUCGAGGCCGCCGCGCGGGACGCGGCCCUCGGCGCGGGCGACCUGCCGCCGCUCGGCGACUGCUGCCGCGCCUUCCUCGACCUCGACGGCGCGGCCUACGCGCGCGCGACGCGCGGCGGCGAGGCCGCGGGCCUCCGGGGCAGGCUCGAGCGCGCGGGCGGCGCGUCCUGCGAGCUGCUCGGCGCGUCGGGCAAGGACCCGCUGAAGCGCUGGAAGGCCAAGGCGAGCGGCGGCGUGAAGCGGCUCUACGACAGCGGCACGCGGGGCUACGUCUACAGCAUCGACGGCGGCGCGGCGACGCGCCUGGCCCUCGGCGACGGCGCGCCGCGGUCGUCCCGCGGCGCCCACUCGUUGGGCCUGCUCCACCGCUACCUCGUGCUCCAGCUCGAGCUGCCGCCGAGCGACGCGCGGCCCUUCGCCGUCGAGCUCGUCGUCAGCGACGAGAAGCGGAACCGGCGCCGCGUGCUGCUCUCGUCGGCCUUCGCCGCGGCGAGCCGCACGCCGCUCCACGCCCAGCUGCCCCUCGGCGGCGCCUUCGAGGGCAAGCGGGGCAAGUGGCUCCACUGGCGCGUCGACGUCGCGGGGCUCGCGAAAGUCGCGUUCGGCGAAGCCGUCGCGCUACACGCGCUCGACGGCGUCGCCGUGGGCCCGUCCUGCCGCCUGCGGGCCGUCUUCACGCUGCGGGACGCCGAGUCGCCCGUACCAACGAGCCUCGCCCUCCCCGCGGCCGUGGGGUACGAAGAAGCGGUCUUCCCGCCGGACGAGGCGCCCGGCGCGCCGCCGGAGCCCCCGAGCCCGCUCGGCGUCUUCGGCACCGCGAUCCCCCGGUCCGAGAAGGCGCCGCCGCGGAACCCGACGGUGAACAUCGCCUUCGGCCACCGCUGCGCGAAGCUGGCCGCGCCCGCGUCGCGCACGCCCGACAAGCGCGGCGUCACCGUGGCCGCGAACGUCCCGCGCGUCGCGUCCCUCAAGCCGCGCGACGACGACGACGCGGACGCGCGGCCGCCGACGCGCAAGACGCCGCGCGCGCCGACGCCCGCGCCGCCCGCGCAAGAGGAGGACGAGGCGGCGUUUGAAGAGGACGACGCCUUCGACGACGCGCCGGAAGACGAGGACGACGAGGCCUUCGACGACGCGCCGGAAGACGACGAGGCCUUCGACGACGCGCCGCUCGGCGAGGACGAGGACGACGGAGCCCCCCUGUCGCCGCUGCGCGUGUCCACGGUCGGCGGCGCCGACGACGACGAGCCGCGCCACGCGGACUACGCGGCGGGCGACUACGGCGACGAGGAGGCGCCCCCGGCCUACGACGGCGACGUCGACCUCACCGUCGCGUCGCCGCACGACGGCGGCGCGCCGCCGGCCUACUGCUCCUUCGCGGACCAGUCCGCGAGCGUCCUCUUGGCGUCCGUCGCGGCGUCGCGGCCGUCGGCGAAGGCGCCCGCGACGGACGCGUCCUACUUCUUCGACGGCCUUCCGUCGGCGCCGACGGGCGCGUCGCUCGCCGCGUCGCUGGCCGCGCCGACGCCGCCGGCGCCGCCGGACGCGUCCGUGGACCUCGUCGAGGCCAUGGCGGCGACGCCCAGGGUGCGGCCGCCGACGUCGACGCUCACGCCCGCCGCCGCGGCGCCGCGCGGCGCGACGGCGUCGCGGUCCGUGCGCUUCUCCCGAAACCCCGUCGACGUCUCGGCGGGCGUUUCCGUCUCGCGCCAGAGCGUCCCGGGCAUAUCCAUGCAGUCCGCGGAGUGGGUCGAGCGCACGCGCGGCGGCGCGGACGUCAUGGUCCGCGCGUCGGCGGCGUCCGUCGAGUCGCUCGCGCUCCGCGCGAGCCACGACGAAUUCGACCCCUCGGAUUUCGCCAUGCCGCCGUCGCCGGCGCCGCCGUCGACGGCGCACCCGGAUUUCGACCCAUCGGACUUCGCGAUGCCGCCGUCGCCCGCGCCGCCGUCGGAGCGCCACCCGGACUUUGAUCCCGCGGACUUCGCCAUGCCGCUCGACGAGCCCGCCGACGUGCUGCUCGACGAGCCCGCCGACGCGCUGCUCGACGAGCCCGCGCCGCCGACGCCCGCGCCGCCGCCGUCGCGGUCGCGCCCCGCCUCGGCCGCGACGCCCGAGGCCGCCGAGCCGGCCCGCCUCGACUCCGCGCCGGCGGCCGCGUCGGCGCCGAUCGUGACGCCGCCGCCGCCGCCGCUCUCGGCGCGGCCCGCGGGCGUGACCAUGCUCUUCUGCGACGCGCCGUCGACGCGGGGCUCCGCGCGCGUCACGCCGCCCCGGGAGGAGUCGCCCGCGUCCGACGUCGUCGCGCCGCUCCCCGACGCGGAGGACGACCUCCUCCAGCUCAAGCUCGCCAAGCUCGCGGCGAUGGAGGCGUCCUACGCCGGCGAGUACGGCACCCUCGCGAGCCUCCAGUCCAUGCGCCUCUCCCGCGCGAGCGGUCUAUGA
Molecule: messenger RNA, 5271 nt
Organism: Aureococcus anophagefferens
Lineage: Eukaryota; Pelagophyceae; Pelagomonadales; Pelagomonadaceae
Exons: 6
Coding region: 1-5271 (1756 amino acids)
Source: RefSeq, a predicted model, not a curated record